This is a messenger RNA of Siniperca chuatsi (mandarin fish), 3675 nucleotides long. Its product is annotated as zinc finger protein RFP-like. Gene Ontology annotation, molecular function: zinc ion binding; protein binding. Bases 318 to 1958 code for a protein of 546 amino acids. The transcript has 8 exons. The record is from RefSeq and is a predicted model, not a curated record. NCBI's taxonomy places the organism in Eukaryota, Metazoa, Chordata, Actinopteri, Centrarchiformes, Sinipercidae.
CAAAGUUCGUGCCACAACAUGUGAGCAUAACAACACUGAUACAGAAAGUAAUAGUAGGUUAAAUAGUUAAAAGUAGGUUAAAUGCUGCCAUUUUAAGAUCAGGUAGUUACAGUAAAGCAGGCAGACAGAGAAACCAGUGCUGUGCUCAGGAGAGGGAGGGCCGGGCUGAUGAAUAACUGUGUUGGCAUUACAUUUUCCUGUUUCACAGGUAUAGCCCUAUAAUUCAUACUCAUUCAUACAGCAGGGGAGUCAGCUGCUCUGCCAUCACUGAGGACAGAAGUGUGACUGACCAGCUUCCCCUGAGAGAAGUAGAUACAAUGGCCUCCUCAGGUAACAUGUUACCAGAAAAACAGUUCCAGUGCACCAUCUGUCAGCAAGUGUUCACUGACCCGGUCACCACUCCCUGCGGACACAACUUCUGCCAGGCCUGCAUCCAGAAUGUGUGGGGCAGCAGUGAGGUCUGCCAGUGCCCCACCUGUAACAAAUCAUUCUCCCCCCGGCCUGAAAUAAGCAUCAACACAGCCUUUAAAGAACUAGCCGACACAUUUAGGAAGAUUAUAGUCUGUUCGUCAGCUUCAUCGCUGUCCGCUGCCAAGCCAGGUGAGGUGGUGUGUGAUGUCUGCGCUGUGACGUCCCUGCAGGUGAAGGCCCUUAAGUCCUGCCUGGUGUGUCUGACCUCGUACUGUGAAGCCCACCUGGAGCCUCACCAGAGAGUCGCCACCUUGAUGCUCCACAAGCUGAUCGAGCCGGUGAAGAACCUGCAAGACAGGAUGUGUAAGAAGCACGAGAGGCUGCUGGAGAUGUUCUGCAGGGACGAACAGAAGUGUGUGUGCCAGUUCUGCACCGAGACUGAACACAAAGAUCACCAGGCGGUUACAAUAGAGGACGAGAGUGGGGAGAGGAAGGUCCAAAUGAAGAAGACUGAGGCAGAUUUUCAGAAGAUGAUCCAGGAACGACAGAGGAAAGUGGACGAGAUCAAAAGCUGUCUGAAGCUCAGCACGAUGAGUGCGGAGAAGGAGAUGAAGGAGAGUGACCGUCUCUUUACAUCUCUGAUUCGCUCCGUCGAGGAGAGACAAACUGAAGUCCAAACAGAGAUCAAGGAGAAGCAGAAAGCAACAGAGAGGAGGACAGAGGAGCUCAUCAACGAGUUGCAACAGGAAAUCACUGAACUGCAGAGGAGAAACACUGAGCUGGAGGAGCUGAGGAACACUGAGGACCACCUGCACCUCUUACAGAGGUUGCCCUCUCUUACGACACCUCCACCCACCAGAGAGUGGAUGGAGAUCAGCGUCCACCGUGAACUCGGUGUGGGUAUGGUGAGGAGAGCGCUGUCUAAACUGGACGACACCCUGAAGAAUGAACUGGACAGUCUGAAGAAGGAAGAGAUGAAGAAGAUGCAGAAAUAUGCAGUUGACGUGGUUUUAGACCCAGACACCGCCCAUCCAAACAUCAUCCUGUCAGCUGAUGGAAAGCAGGCAGGCCGAGGCGAGCUGCUGCACAUCGUGCCUGACAACCCCCAACGCUUCGACCCCGUUAUCUGUGUUCUGGGCAAGAGAGGCUUCCUGUCUGGGAGGUUCUACUUCCAGAUUGCAGUGGGGACAAAGACCUUCUGGGACCUGGGCGUGGUCAAAGAGUCUGUCAACAGGAAGGGGAUGAUCACCUCCAAGCCGGAGAAUGGCUAUUGGACAGUGCGGCUGAGGAGUAGCGACGAGUAUCGCGCUUUGGACUCCCCUUCGGUCCUUCUUUCCCUCAAGGAGAAGCCGCAGAUUGUCGGAGUGUUUACGGAUUAUGAGGAGGGGACUGUGUCGUUCUUUAACGUGGAGGCCGGGUCUCACAUCUACACCUUCACUGGGUGUUUGUUCACGGAGAGGAUCUUCCCCUUCUUCAGCCCGGGUGUUUGUGAUGAAGGGAAGAAUACUGCGCCAUUGGUUAUCACAGCUGUUAAUCAUGAGACUUGAGGAUGAGCCUUUGACUGCGUUCUGAAACUGCAAGAAAGAUUUUGACUUACAGAACUGAUUCAGUAAUUAAAAGUAAAGUCUUGUUUUUUCGGAAUCUGUGUUUUUACUGUACAUACGCCAGCAGUUCUCAAAGAUUGUUGCAUCCCACACCCUCAAUACAAGGCAUCACAGCCUUGAACCUUUUAGCCCUAAUAGGAUCAGUUUUACAGUUGCUGAUGAUUUUGUAUUGAACUGUAGAAGUGCAACUACAUGGUGGGAAUGAUGCAUAUUUACUAUUUUCCAGUUUCCAAGUUUUUUUUUUUUUUGCACUGCAUGCAAAAAGAUGCAUUCAGAGCAACAAAGACUUGCCUGCUUUAUCAGCUGAUCCAUUACGGACAGCCAUUUCUCAUUCCCAGGGCGUCAAAUAUCGACGUUUUGUCACAGCCAUCGGCGUUGUAUAUAGACACACAAGGUAUCCUUUAGCGUUUGUAUGGGAAGCACAGGGCUGCCAGAAAGCCUUAAGUCAGGUGACGUAGUAUAAUGAGCGACAUAAAGAGCAAGAAAGUCUGGCUGUGGGGUGGAUGGAUGGGUGAAACAACACACGACUUUCACCCAGGAGACCAGGGUUCAUGACCCACGUAAAGCCAAAAGUUACCAUUGAGUUAUUAAAAGUUUUAAGUUACGUUACAUUAGAAGUCACGUUGUGAUGUGACUUAUGUUAAAUGACAUCCCACUACCUAACCAAGUAGUUUCUGAAGGCAUCUCCUACAGACACCAAAGGGUACCAUGUGUGUCUGCAUACAACGUUGAGGGGCGUGACAAAAUGUUGGUAUAUGACGCCCUGGCAAUGAGAACGGGUUGUUACGGUUCAGUAACCAACCCUGAUCCGUGGUAGUAAAGACACAGCUAUGGAUCAGGGUUCAGUAAUGAGUGAGUCCACAUUAAAUAUGAAGUACAGCUCACACCAGGACAACAUCACACACUCACAGACAAAAUCUUAAAACCUGAUAAAAACACAGCCAACCACAAUCAGAACACUAAAACACCAGCAGCUGCUUAAAUAAUCAAAACUUCCAAUAGAAAGUAGACCUAUAGUGAUAAUAGUAAUAGACAGAGGAAAAUUUUAAUUAAUUAAAAGUAAGUAUUUUAAACAAUAUGUAUUUUCUUUUCAAGUUAGUAUUGCCUCUUUAACUACACUCAAUAUCGUGAUAUGUGCCCUGUUUAAUUUGAAUGUUAAUCAGGGUUAUUUAUAUUAUUAUGCAUUGGAUUGAUCUCAAAUGAAACAAAAACUAUCACAAUUACAAAUAAAAUCAAAACUAUUUGCAUUACUAGUGAGCAAAUAUGUUUUUUUGGUGUGAUUUAAGGAAACCUUUGGGCCCCAAUCCCACCUCAUGUCAGUAAGUACACCAUAAUGCCAAAUGCAAAACUUCAAUGAAUCAUCAAACCUGUGCAAAAUUAUACCUGACAAGUUUAUAGUUGUGUUGUGCUAUAGACUACAGGGUUAGGACAGCACUGUACCAUGUAUUAGCAAUGCAGACUUUUUACUGAAUUUAGACAUUCAUAAGCAUUCAGGGGGUGCUGAUUUACUUUAUGCUGAGCUGAUUACUGCUUUAACCUUAAUGGUUAGUUGAGGUUAUCAGUCUAUCAAAAACAUUGUUAGAAUAAUGCCUUGACUAGUAUGUUUCAAUCAGUGUUUCUAUGGUGAUUUGCUUUUUAAAUAAAGGAUUACUUGUUUUAC